Messenger RNA from Anopheles moucheti, 3345 nucleotides. It is a transcript of the gene smog, whose product is annotated as probable G-protein coupled receptor 158. Bases 7 to 2244 code for a protein of 745 amino acids. NCBI's taxonomy places the organism in Eukaryota, Metazoa, Arthropoda, Insecta, Diptera, Culicidae. The record is from RefSeq and is a predicted model, not a curated record. Gene Ontology annotation, cellular component: membrane. Gene Ontology annotation, molecular function: G protein-coupled receptor activity. The transcript is spliced from 10 exons. Gene Ontology annotation, biological process: G protein-coupled receptor signaling pathway.
UCGGUGAUGGGUCAUCGUCAUCAUCGCCACCAUCACCCGGCUGCUCAUGAUCGGCUACUCGCUCGACUCAUUUUACCUACCGCAACGCCAGCUGUAUGUAACUGGGUGCUCGUUGCUUUGAUCUCGCUUCUAAUUAACUCAAGCCAUGGACUGGAACAACUCUCAGCAGGCCAGCAGGAACCUCAAGCUGAUCAGCAACCGCUUCCACCAACGCUUUCGUCCACCUCCACCGUCAGUCCUACGCUUGCACCGUGCGAACAGCGUGCGCUGGACGAAAUCCCCCCCGAUCCUUUCUACGAUGUGUCGGACAUUACGAUCGGAGCAGCGAAAUCAUUCGCUGACUUCCUCGCUGGCCGCAAGAUCGAUGGCACGGCCCGGGAUGAUCGUAAGUUUGUACUCGCGCGCGAGAAAGCCAACGAGCUGGCGAACGGUGUAUUGAAGCAGGACGAAGGAUUACUGCUGGCCGUUGGCAUCGCAUCACCACGACUUCCCCUGGCCGUUGUGCAGUUCCGGGAUCAGAUCGACAGCGCACACGUCAAUCUAUCGGAGAGCAAAAACUUCCUGUCCACUUACUGGCGUGAGCUGGGUGUUGCCUGGAAUCAAAGCAAUGGUGCUCAGUUCUGGGGCACUCCGUUCCGCGAUUGUGGACCGCUCUAUGGGCGGUGGCUUUGGCCGUACAGUGUCACCGUUGAGUCACAGGGCUACAAAAUCGUUGCAUCGGCGUUUAUCGCAGCGGACGUGGAUCAGUGCAACGAUGCGUUGGAAUCGAUUUUUGGCCGCCGCCAUGUUUGCGAUCGUGAGUCCACAUUUUGCCUGCUGUCGGAGCUGGACGCGUCCAAACCUCGGGGCAAAUAUACGUGCGUCUGCCGACCGGGCUACUACAUUCCCAACGAGUCGAUACAGGGUUUCUCGUCUGAGAAGAGCGAUGGCAACAUUACAAACUUUAGCUGCAUUCCGUGCCCAAGUGCAUGCGAGUGUGAUUCGGCUGGUAGCUGCAGCAGCCCGGACGAAGACUUUAGCACCGAAACACUCAUGAAGGCGACGAUCGGUGCUAUCUUAGGAGCUUGUAUGCUUUGUUGUUUAGUGUUAGCGUUAAUUGUGUUCCGUCAGCGGAAGUGCAAGACUAUUGCCACCGGGAUGUGGACCAUUUUAGAAACAAUUUUAUUCGGCAUUUUACUUCUAUACUUAGCGGUUGCUCUACACUUCCUGCAGGCAUCGACAGUGCGGUGCCUGCUGGAACCGUGGUGCCGUGAGCUGGGCUUCAUCAUUUGCUACGGUGCGAUCGUGCUCAAACUGUACCGUCACCUGGUGGAGUUCCGCACCAGAAAAGCUCAUCGAUGGGUUGUGAGAGAUCUCGAUCUGCUGCGCUACUUGUGCGCCAUGAUCGUCGCGGUGCUAUGCUAUCUGGCCGCCUUUACCGCGACCAGUCUCGACUUUCUGCAGUACAGUGAGCUGGUUUGGCAGAUGGACCAACCGCAGUCGAUGGACGCGGAGCAGGUUGCGUCCAACAUGUGCCGCCCACUACGCUGGGAUUACGUGACCGAGGCCGGCGAACUGUUGAUACUGGGCUUCGGACUACAGCUGGCCAUCGCUAGCCGUAAUGCCAAUACGCAAUUUCGGGAGCGACAAUUCUUAGUAGCAUCCAUAUUGAUCGAGUUUCUCGUCUCGUCCACAUUCUACAUACUGCGCUUCUGGUAUUUGGAGGAGUUCAAUCCGUCUACACUGUUCUUAGCCCUGUUCGUGCGCUCGCAACUGACCAACACCGUGACGUUGGGCUUGAUAUUUCUCCCUAAGUUAUGGUACCAGCACAAACAGGGUGCACAUGAGAGUACACACCAUGGCGGGGCACUCGGCACGUACGCCGGCAUCUGCAUGGGUGACCCGGAGGUUGGCGACGUCACAAUAUCGGAGAUGAGUCCCGAGGACAUCAGAGCCGAGCUGAAAAGACUGUACACACAACUAGAAUAUUUAAAAAAUAAAACCCUUCGCCAAGACAAUCCUCACAUAAGCAAGCGAAGGGGAGGAAGAAAGGUGGCCCAUCGGAGGUUCUCACUCCAGAAAAAAGGAAGCCGAGAAAAGGCAUUGAGCGCUAAACACCGCAACAAUCGUCCAGCGGUGAGCGAGGUGGAGGUGACCGAGGCCGAACCGUCCCGUACGCCCGAGGACAGCGUGUGCAGUGUCGAGGGCCCGACCGAUACCGGUACCGGAACUGGCGAGAUUUCCGGCAUUUCCAGCUCCAAAUAGCCGUCGUCGACCGGAGCGCAACCGCAACAGACGGGCGGCCGUUCGCGCUACAAGGAGUACAAUUUUUGAAUAAUCGAAAGGCCAUAACCGGCCCAACGAACGGUAAAGCACACCCGCUUAGCUCCUUCUUCUCGCCACCAUAACCCAACGGCUUUCACUUUUGCUUGCUACACUCUGUUGCAAAUAUCGGAAAAUGAUCGGAUGCGGUGCAGUUGUGCGUUUGCGGGUGUAUCCUGUGUAUCCGAGCAAACAGUGAAUCUCAUCUACAAAUUCAAAACCGUAGGCAGUUUCUGCGCGCACAUGCUCCCGCACUGAUUGCGGUUGGUCUUCGCUUACUUGACAGCUAGCCGGUUAGACAGGACGUGCUAAAGAACGAUGCUGAUUCGAGCAAACAGCAACUGGAAUCAUUUCCUUUUAUCAAACUCGAUAUUACACAAUGUUAAGUUUAGCGUUACUGAGAUCGACAGAAGAAAAACACAUCAAACAAUCGACGAACCCGACAUCGGAUACAGCAUAUCCAGGCUCCCGUUUUGACAUGAAGCUACUUAUUUUGUGUUACAUUUCGAAUGGUUUCCAUUUCCAAUUAUGCGUCCAUAUCACAUCGUUGCAAGCUAUGUAUCCAGCUACAUGACAGAUUUUAAAAAUCUACAAUAAAACGAAGCAAGUUCCAUUCAAUUGCCCAAUAAAUACCUUCAAACUGUCUGUACGCCAUAUGCGCACCAGCUUUGUGCGCACAAUAUCAACUGGGAACAAGAACAAGCAUGUGUUCUACAACAGAGAAAAUAAUGAAAUAAUGAAAGGGAACCCAUGGAAAUUAUCACAACAAUUAUAAACACCUCGUUACAUUUGAGUUAGACAAUUUUCCUCCAAAGACAGCUGAAAAUAGUUAUGCGGUUCAACCCCCCACAAAAAAAACCGUACAGCUAAGCAUGUAUAUAUAAAAAAGCAAGCCCGAAACAUAUAUACAAACUAUACGCUAAACAAUUUUAAUAGAUAACUUUCCACGGAGCAUCUGAUGCGGUGGCCAUGGGUCAUGAGUUACAGAUGCGCCAGACAGGAAAGAGGAAAAUUGAAACAUUCGUGAAAAUGAACACGAUCCGC